Scylla paramamosain (green mud crab) is the source of this 487-nucleotide messenger RNA. RefSeq names its product neuropeptide-like protein 31. The transcript is spliced from 3 exons. The coding region runs from base 132 to 380 and encodes 82 amino acids. Lineage: Eukaryota; Metazoa; Arthropoda; Malacostraca; Decapoda; Portunidae. The record is from RefSeq and is a predicted model, not a curated record.
UGCUUCAAUGUGGGUGGGGGAGAGGGGGGGGAGGAGGUCGUGCCGCAAUUCUACACGCUGGUGUGGUAUAUAAGAGCAGCGCCAGGAAGGGAAUGGCAGACUAACUCACAAGUCCCUCAACACUAAACACCAUGGGCAAGACUGUUCUCCUCGUGCUGUCGGUGCUGGUGCUGGUGGCCGCCGCCCUGGCAGACCCCAAGCCUGAGCCUGAGCCUGAGCCUGGGUACCUCAGCCGUGGGUAUGGCGGAUAUGGCGGAUUUGGUGGAUUCGGAGGCUUCGGAGGCUUUGGUGGCUACAGAGGUGGAUAUGGAGGCUAUGGUGGCUACAGGGGUGGCUAUGGAGGCUAUGGUGGCUAUGGCGGAUACGGUUAUUACGGUUAACUUCAGCGUCUGCGCGGAACCAAAAGACAACGUACUCGGUCACGCCAACAACCAGCGGCCAGUCGUGAUCCUUAAGACAUGUUUUUGACAAUAAAUUCCUCUAAGUU